GCACAUUAACAGGAUUUUGAUCGGGAACUCUGUGCUCUAGUUAGUUCGGUCUGUUGAGAUCGACUGCUCAGGGUUUGAUAGCUCAUGUCUGUUUUUGUCGUCACUUCCACCACGAGAACUUUCACUGCUACCAGCAGUCUUUUCUGGGUUUUUAUUGACUGUUAGUGUUUUAUUAAACUGUGUCGCUUCAUUCUGAAUAAGAGAACACCACCAGAGUGCCUCAGUGUAAACAAGCCUCAACAUGGAGUCAGAAAACGGAGUUACAGAGAGAUACGAGCGGAGCUAAGUGUGCUAACGAAGCUAACCUGGAAGCUAACGGCCCACUAAAACCGAGCAGUGGACACAUGGAAAAAUACAUCCAGGAGGUGGUGGUGAAAGAUGAAGAGGUUCUCCCUGAGCUGCAGGAGAGGAGCUCCAGGCUGAACCAGGAGGAGCCACCAGAACCACCACAGUUAAAAGAGGAACAGGAGGAACAGUGGAUCAAUCAGGACAGGGGGGACCUUCAAGGAGCAGAGGAGGAUGACAUUAUCAUGUUCACAUUCAAUCCUGCCUCUGUGAAGAGUGAAGAAGAGGAUGAGGAGAAACCACAGAUCUUAGAGGUUCAUGAAGACCCAAGUGGAGAGAGCAGAGACACAGAGUAUUUGAAGACAGAAGUGGACAGAGACUUUGAUCCAGAUGGUCACUUAGAACCAGUUACUCCUGAUGAGCCUUUACACCUUUCUGGAUUUGAUACUGAUGACAGUGCUGAUUGGGAGGAGAGUGAUGAACCUCAUGGACAUUUUAACCCUCUGCAAAAGAGAGGCAUAGCUGUUAGUGACAGGAAGUGUAACACUGGUGACACAUCAGUAAGCUCUUUUGAAUGUGCUCCAAGCUGUGGACAAAAGAAACAACAAAAGAAACACCAUGAAGAAGAAACAUUUAUUUGUUCAGUUUGUGGUAGGAGAUACCUUGAUAAGAAAAAAUUAAAACAACACGUGGCACGGCAUUCAGUAGAGAAAAAUUUCAGCUGCUCAGUUUGUCAGAAAAGUUUUAUCUUGAAAGUCCAGAUGAUGAGGCACAUGGUAGUCCACACAAGUGAGAAACCAUUCAGUUGUUCAAUGUGUGGUAAACAAUUCAAACGACAUGCUGCCCUAAAGAGCCAUUCUUUUAUCCACACAGGGGAGAGACCGUUUAGUUGUUCAGUUUGUGGCAAGAGAUUUUAUGAACUUAGAAAUCUGAAGACACAUGCAGUUGUCCAUACAGGAGAGAAACCUUUUAGUUGUUCCGUUUGUGGCAAAAGGUUUUCUCAUCUUGGAAUUAUGAGAAAACACUCUGUUGUCCAUGCAGACAAGAAACCGUUUACUUGUUCAGUUUGUUGCAAAAGUUUUUCUCAACAUGCACAUCUCAGGGCACAUUCUGUUACCCAUACGGAGGAGAAACCGUUUAGUUGUUCAGUCUGUGGAAAAAGUUUUUCUCAUCAUAGAUAUCUGAAGGCACACUCUGUUGUCCAUAUAGGGGAUAAACCAUUUAGUUGUUUAAUUUGUGGUAAAAGUUUUUCUCAUCAUAGAUAUCUGAAGGCACACUCUGCUGUCCACACAGGGAAGAAACCGUUUAGUUGUAGUGUUUGUAAUCGGACAUUCACUCGACUUCAUCAGGUUAGGAUACACAAGUGUGUAAGUGAGAGCAGUCAGGAUGAAAUCAAAUCUCAAGAUACUCAUCAAAUGUGACCUUGAAAGUACAGAGGCAAAGCCUAAUAUUUUAUCUUUAAAAACAUGAUUUGAUCUUGAGUAAACACAAGAUACCUUAGCCAUACCUACUGCCAUACAUUCUUACUGUUUGCCACCACAAGUCAACCAUGAUGGGUGGCAAAAAGCCAACACUUUACCAGGGUUGUCAAGUCUACUGUAUGUAUUAUUGUUCUGAUUCUUACCUUUUUGUGUUAAUGUUGUACUCCAAGUAUGGAUGUAAUAUACAUACUUUUUUUGUUCCAUAUGCAAAGUGUUGUAUUCCUUACACACAAAAUAAAAUGUCACCCC
Messenger RNA from Cheilinus undulatus (humphead wrasse), 2015 nucleotides. RefSeq names its product zinc finger protein OZF-like. Lineage: Eukaryota; Metazoa; Chordata; Actinopteri; Labriformes; Labridae. The record is from RefSeq and is a predicted model, not a curated record. Gene Ontology annotation, biological process: regulation of cytokine production; negative regulation of transcription by RNA polymerase II; regulation of immune system process. The transcript has 2 exons. The coding region runs from base 345 to 1706 and encodes 453 amino acids.